Capsella rubella is the source of this 1527-nucleotide messenger RNA. RefSeq names its product putative F-box/LRR-repeat protein At4g00320. Lineage: Eukaryota; Viridiplantae; Streptophyta; Magnoliopsida; Brassicales; Brassicaceae. The record is from RefSeq and is a predicted model, not a curated record. The coding region runs from base 1 to 1527 and encodes 508 amino acids. The transcript has 3 exons. Gene Ontology annotation, molecular function: protein binding.
AUGAAAUCGAAAAAUAAAAAGAAGGUUGUUGAUGGUUCUAGAGAUUUAAUCAGCGGUUUACCAGAUGCAAUGCUUUGUCACAUCUUAUCAUUCCUUCCAACUAAAGAAGCUGCUUCAACUACUGCUCUUGCCAAAAGGUGGAGACCUUUGCUUGCUUUUGUACCAAAUCUUGACUUUGAUGACUCCAUCUUUCCCCAUCCUCGAGAGAGUGAAAGUGUUAUGGCUUUUGUGGAUAACGUAUUGGCUUUGCAAGAGAAUGCUACGUUGAAAAGAUUCCACCUUAAGUGUAAAGAUGUCGUUGAUGGCUACCGGGUGUUGGAUUGGUUACCAAAAGUUUUGAAACGUGAUGUGUUAGAUAUUGAUCUACACAUCCCUUCGCCUUGCGGUUUUUGUUCCAAGUCGAGUUUUUACCCUCCUCUGCCUUCAGAGAUCUUUGUGAGUAAGACAUUGGUUAGGCUGAAAAUACAGUUUAAGAAUGGCGUCAGCAUUAAUGUGGAAGGUGAUGUUUCUCUUCCGAAUCUUAAGACCCUUCAUCUUGAUUCUUUCAAGAUAGAUACUAGAAUGUUUAACAAGCUUCUUUCUGGCUGUCACGUGCUCGAAGAAUUAGUGCUGGUUAAGUUGAUGUGGGACGAGUCUGUGGAACCUGGAACUUGCUUCGUGACCGUGUCUAUCCCAACCCUCAAGAGACUAUUGUUUUCUCGUUUUCAGUAUUUUGAUGAGGAUGAAGAUUCUGUUGAAGCUACAGAUUUUAACGAGAGUGUGUCAUUUUCAUUUCAUAAUUCAAAUCUGGUCUACCUGAAGUACUCGGAUACUAUCGCUGGCAGGUAUCAACAAGUGAGUUUUGACUCGCUUGUUGAAGCUAAACUCAAACUUAGGAAGACAUCAGGCCAGACUGAAAAGGACAAGGUUAAUGUAACAAAGCUUCUCAUGGGAAUAUGCAAUGUCAAGAUUCUCUACUUGUCUUAUUUCACUCUUAAGGUACUUGGUUGCUGCAGUGAAACAAUGCCAAUAUUCGAGAAUCUGAUUCAGUUAACUAUCAAGACUGCACUAGAUGUAGGAUGGGAAUCAUUACCACCUGUACUCAACAAUUGUCCAAAUCUACAAACUCUUGUCUUCGAUGGACUGCAUCACAAAUAUACAGUUAAAUGUGGGGACGAGGAAGGGUGCGUCUGCGAAGGUCAGGAUGAUUUUGGGGUGGAGGAGGAUAUUAAUACUUGCCUAUCAUCAAGUCCGGUGAAGGUUAUAAAGAUAUUUAACUUUGGUGAAAUUUGUUAUGUGGAAGAAGACAUAGAUGACCAGAUAAAGCAGGUCAUACAAUUCCUAGAGACAAUGCCAAAUCUUGAACAAGUGAUAGUGUACUACAAUACACCAAAUGAUGAAGAUGUGAUGGAACUAUGCAAGCAACUUCAAGAGCUUCCUAAAGUGGGAUCAGCUAAAUGUGAGGUCCAAAUCAUUUCUGAUAUCCCCAACCUAUCAUGUACUAUCUCCAUGAGAAAGGCUACUCCUUUUUUGGUUUCUCAGCCAUGA